CUUAGUUUUAUUUUAGAGAAAAAAAGAUUAUUUGUUUUUCGAGGGAAAAUCCGAGUUCUAUCCCUUUUCUUGCCGAUCUAAUGAUCUAUCAUACUUCUCUCUCAAGCUCUUUUUUUUUGCCGAUCUAUCAAACUUCUCUCUUAAGUAAAGAUAUUAUUCGAACUGUUUAAUUGUAAUACUCCGUAUGUGAUUUCCGUUGCUAAUUUGGAUCCUCCCGACCCCUCGAAUUCAUUUUUCCUUGUUGGGAGUUGUUUGAGGGAAAAAACCGAACUCCAUUGCGAAAUACUAGUAAUUAUACUUCGAGGUCCAGACUAGGGUUGAUAUGGUGUUAAUGAAAAGUACAGAGUAAAUUGCUAGAAUAUUAGAAACAUUAUCAUUUAAAUGACAUAAUUCAGUUGGAGAAUGUUUUGGUUAGUUUUAUCUACGCUUCACAUCCGAGAGCUAAUUGAGAUUUGAGUUUGUUAUAUGAAUUUCUUGAAACUAUAAUCAUUUUCAUUGCUGCUGAGGAUUGGAUUUUGGGUUUUGUGGUAGAAUUGAUACAAAUUCUGGUGUUUGCAGAUCGAUCUGUUUGACAGUUCAAUGUGUACUGCUGGUAGUUUUAUUUGUAAUGUAAUCUAUGAAUACUAAUAACAAGAAGACUUUGAAGAGAUCAAGACUUCAAGAUCAUCAUACUGUGAAAUGCCACUUACCGACACAAAUGUUUCUAAGCCUCUAGAGAAUUGCUUCAUGUUUCCUAUUGAGGAGAUAGUACAGUUUCCACUGCCUGGCUAUGGAGUACCGACAUCUAUUAGUUUCAGCCCUGAUGACAGUCUAGUGACAUUUUUGUUUAGUCCCGACCAAAAUCUGAAUAGGAAGAUUUAUGUAUUUGAUCUCAAGAAUGGCAGACAAGAAUUGUUAUUCAGUCCUCCUGAUGGUGGUCUUGAUGAAAAUAAUAUAUCGGCAGAAGAGAAAUUGAGAAGGGAGAGGUCACGGGAACGUGGAUUGGGUGUAACACGCUAUGAAUGGGUGAAGACAAACUCAACAAGGAAGACCGUUAUGGUACCGUUGCCAGCUGGGAUAUAUUUCAAGGAUCUUAUGGGAGAACUUGAACUUAAGAUUCCAAGUACCUCAUCAAUGCCUAUUAUGGAUCCACAUAUUUCACCUGAUGGAUCAAAACUUGCUUUUGUCAAAGGCAAUGAGCUGAAUAUAUUCGACCUUAUCUACAAUAACAGCAGCCAAUUAACAUCUGGUUCCAAUGGAAACAUCAUUGUGCAUGCUCUUGCUGAAUAUAUUGCCCAGGAAGAAAUGGACAGGAAGAAUGGGUUCUGGUGGUCACUUGACGGCAAGUUUUUAGCAUUUACAAAGGUUGAUUCAUCUGAUAUACCUUUUUUCAGAAUCAUGCACCAAGGUAAAAGUUCGACCGGUCCAGAGGCACAGGAGGACCAUGCUUACCCAUUUUCUGGGCAACCAAAUGCAAAAGUUCAAUUGGGGGUAGUGUCUUCAAAUGGAGGUCCUGUAACCUGGAUGGAUGUUGUGUGUGGAGGAAAGUUUGUUACAGAUGAUGAUGAUGAUGAUGAUGAUGAAUAUUUGGCUAGGGUGAAUUGGAUGUAUCAAAAUAUCCUUGCUGCUCAGGUAUUGAAUAGAUCACACACCAAAUUAAAGUUACUGAAGUUUGAUAUCAACACUGGUAAAAAAGAAGUACUUUUGGUUGAAGAAAAUGAUACCUGGAUCAAUCUUCAUGAUUGCUUCACUCCUUUAGAGAUUGGACUGAAUAAAUCUUCCGGGGACUUUCUUUGGGCAAGUGAAAAAACUGGCUUCAGACAUUUGUAUCUGCAUGAUUAUAAUGGAACAUGCCUGGGUCCCUUAACUCAAGGUCAUUGGAUGGUUGAGCAAGUUGUUGGUGUAAAUGAAGCUGUUGGGCUCGUAUACUUCACCGGAACAUUAGAUAGUCCUUUGGAGUCUCACCUUUAUUGUUCUAAAUUGUUCCCUGAACCAAACGGUUCUCUAAAGGAACCAUUAAGAUUGACUCUGGGAAGGGGAAAACAUGUGGUUGUGCUUGAUCAUCAGAUGCAGAGGUUUGUAGACAUUCACGAUUCGUUAGUCUCACCUCCCAAAAUCUCAUUAUGCUCCUUGCAUGAUGGAAGUUUCAUAAUGCAUUUGCAUGAUCAACCAAGCAGUAUUCCAAGAGUCAAAAUGCUCCAGCUUGAACCUCCGGAGAUAUUUCAGAUACAAGCAAAAGAGGGGACUACGCUAUAUGGAAUACUAUAUCGACCAGAUGAAACAAGGUUUGGACCUCCUCCAUACAAGACAAUGAUUCAUGUAUAUGGGGGUCCUGGUGUGCAGCUUGUCAAUGAUUCAUGGGCAAACACAGUUGACAUGAGAGCUCAAUUUUUGAGAAGCAAAGGAAUUUUAGUUUGGAAGAUGGAUAACAGAGGCACUGCUAGACGAGGACUCAAGUUUGAAGGAGCACUCAAGUACAACUGUGGUGGUGUUGAAAGUGAGGAUCAAGCAACGGGAGCUGAGUGGCUUCUCAAACAUGGGCUUGCCAAGGAAGGUCACAUUGGGCUCUAUGGGUGGAGCUACGGCGGAUAUCUAUCGGCUAUGACACUGACAAAGUUUCCAGAAGUGUUCAAGUGUGCUGUUUCGGGUGCUCCUGUGACAUCGUGGGAUGGAUAUGACACAUUCUAUACUGAAAAGUAUAUGGGACGCCCUUUGGAAAACCAGUCAGGGUAUCUUGAGAGCUCUGUGAUGCACCACAUCGACAAGUUAGAGGGAAAGCUGUUAUUGGUGCAUGGCAUGAUUGAUGAGAAUGUGCAUUUCAGACACACUGCCAGGCUCAUUAAUGCCCUUGCAGCUUCUAGAAAGUUCUAUGAGUUGCUCGUGUUUCCCGAUGAGCGUCACAUGCCUAGGCGGCACAGGGAACGCAUCUACAUGGAAGAGAGAAUAUGGGACUUCAUUGAAAGGAACUUGUGAAUGCUCUUUCCAUCUCUUCCAGAUAUGCUGUUUGUUUCUCUUGUUUCGGAAGAUAAGACAUUGGUGUUCAUAUUCAGCUACUCCAGCUUUUCAAAUAUCUUUUUGCAAAUUCAAGAGGCUUUCAAAUUAUAGCUUCUGGUCCUGUUCAAAUUUGGAGAAGGCUUUCUAAUUAGGCCCCGUUUGGCAUCAACACUAAAGAUUAGCGGUGGUGUUAUGAAAAAGCGGUUUUUAGCGUUGGUGUUUUCAUAAUUAAUCUACACCAUUAAAAUUUUAUCAAAAACAUUAAUGGGGGGGGGGGGGGGGNCUUAUAGCAGAUGGAGCGUCUAGCCCCCAUAACCCCAUCUAAUCCAGAUAUUUCUUCCUCUUAUGCUUCUUUUGGCGCGCACACCACCUCAACACGUGUAUCGGAGUUGGCCUUUGAGAGGUUCUAGGGUGUCGGCCAGGCAGGGAUCACAAAGAGUAUAGGGU
Messenger RNA from Cuscuta campestris, 3420 nucleotides. The record is from the annotation of a GenBank genome assembly. NCBI's taxonomy places the organism in Eukaryota, Viridiplantae, Streptophyta, Magnoliopsida, Solanales, Convolvulaceae.